Messenger RNA from Closterium sp. Naga37s-1, 2667 nucleotides. The record is from the annotation of a GenBank genome assembly. Lineage: Eukaryota; Viridiplantae; Streptophyta; Zygnematophyceae; Desmidiales; Closteriaceae.
AUGGACUUUUCUACCGAUCUGUCCCCGUCCUCCUUUUCCAAAGAAUUGAGGAUGCGUCCCCUGGACAGUGAGCGCAACGGGCAGACAGAGAAGUGGUGUGUGGUUGAGAAGGGUCCGCAGUCACUCGAUCUCGAGGGAAAGCCCUUCACGUUCGACCAUGUGGCUGGGGAGAAAGCGUCGCAGGAGGACCUGUUCCAGCUGGCAGGGCGGCCCAUAGUCAAGAACUGCCUUGAGGGAUUCAACAGCACUAUGUUCGCAUACGGUCAGACUGGCAGUGGAAAGACUCAUACGAUGUUCGGAGCUGGCGUGUGCAAGGAUGAAGUGGAGAUCGGGUCAGAAUGGGGGAUGAUUCCGCGUGUGGUCCACCUGCUCUUCACUCUUUUGGAACAGGAGAAACAGCAAAGGGAAAGUGAAGGCUUCAAGUUCAGCUGGACAUGCUCGUUAUUGCAGAUCUACCAGGAUCAGAUUUCGGACCUGCUCGACCCCACGCGCAGCAACCUGGUGAUUGCAGAGGCAACCAACGGUGUGUAUGUAAAGGACCUAACCAAAAAGGAGGUCACUACCUUUGCUCAAGUCAUGGAGCUUAUUCAGCAAGGAAUGGAGCAGCGGCAAACGGCGCCGACAAACAUGAAAGAGGAAAGCAGCCGUUCUCAUUGUGUCUUCACUUGCAACAUUGAGAGCACGUGGACGGCAGAGGGCAACAAAAAUAGCCGCAGCAGCCAACUCAACCUGGUUGACUUGGCAGGUUCCGAAAAGCAGAAGCAAUCAGGGGCGGAGGGUGAUCGGCUGAAGGAAGCGAUCUCCAUCAACUCGUCACUCUCCCACCUCGGCAAGGUGAUCAUGGUGCUGGUGGGGUCGGUGAGGGAGAACAGGCCUCGCCCGUUGAUCCAAUCAUAUUCUCACUUGUGCCUUUCACACGAAGCGACUCACAGCACGCUCAGGUUUGCAAAGGACGUGAAGGAGGUGUGCAACAAGGCAGUUGUGAACGAGGCUGCAGAGCGCCAGCCGGACGACCAGCAAGCAGAGAUCGCCAGGCUCAUGGACGAGCUGGACUCCACGAUCAAGAGCAAGCAGGACGCUGAAGCUGAUAAAAGCGCCCUCAAUGACCGCCUCAAGCUUCUUGAGCAGGAGAUGAUGGAGCUACGAGGGAGGUUUCUUAUAGAGGAGGGGGGGAGGCGUGAUGCAGAGCAGGCGGUGGAAGAGGCGAGAAGGGAGCUUCGGGAAGCGGCUGCAGCCCUGGCUCAGGAGAAGGCUGCAGUUGCAGAUCUUCGGGCGAGUUUGGAGCAGGUUCGGGAGAUGCAGGAGGAGAGGAGGGAGCAGGAAGGGAAGCUGAUGGAGCUUACAGAGAGGGUGAUUGCAGAGGAGGGGGGGAGGCUUGAUGCAGAGCAGGCGGCGGAAGAGGCGAGAAGGGAGCUUCGGGAAGCGGCUGCAGCCCUGGCUCAGGAGAAGGCUGCAGUUGCAGAUCUUCGGGCGAGUUUGGAGCAGGUUCGGGAGAUACAGGGUCGGGAGGAGCGGGGUGAGGAGGAGAGGAAGGAGCAGGAAGUGACGUUGCAGCAGCUUAGAGAGAGGGCGUUCACAGAGGAGGGGAGGAGGCGUAAUGCAGAGCAGGCGGCGGAAGAGGCGAAAAGGGAGCUUCAGGAAGCGGGUGCUGCAGCUGCGGCCCUGGCUCUGGAGAACGCUGCGGUGAAAGAGCAGCUUCGAGCAAGCCGGGAGCAAGUUCGGGAGCUGGGACCGGGGGUGGAGGAGGAGGGAAUGCAGGAGGAGGAAGAAGCGAGUGAAGGACUGGGGGGUGAGGAGGAGGGAGUGAGUGAAGGACUGGGGGGUGAGGAGGAGGGAGUGAGUGAAGGACUGGGGGGUGAGGAGGAGGGAGUGAGUGAAAAACUGGGGGGUGAGGAGGAGGAGGGAGUGAGUGAAGGACUGGGGGGUGAGGAGGAGGGAGUGAGUGAAGGACUGGGGGGUGAGAAGGAGGAGGGAGUGAGUGAAGGACUGGGGGGUGAGGAGGAGGAGCGAGUGAGUGGGGUGAAAAAGCCGAGAAGGAAGAAUAAGCUCUUCACACUGGACGAGGUGGAGUUGCUGGUGGCUGCUGUGGAGAAGUUUGGCAUUGGCAGAUGGGUGGAUGUGAAGGACAGUGCGUUUGCCACUUCACAGCACCGGACAAACGUGGAUCUCAAAGACAAGUGGAGGAACCUGCUAACUACCAAGUCAAUUCAGCUGUCACAGGAGCUGUUGAAUCGAGUGAAGCAGGCGGACAAGUACUGGAAAGAGCAGGCCAGAAUCCAGCAAGAGAAUCAAGUGGGCGCCUUCCCCACCUCCCCGGUCUUUCCCCUCCCCUUCCCGUUUCCGCACCUCCCUGGCCUUUCCCCUCUCCUUUCCGUCUUCCCCACCUUCCCCACCUUUCCCACCUACCCUGCCUUUCCGUUUGCACUUCGGUGGUCUGAGGGGGCAAAACGAGGAGCAGGCCGCAGCAGCGAAGCGGACGGAAUGGCAGGUGAAACAAACGGAGGAGCAGUUGGAGCAGAGGGAGGAGCAAACGGAGGCGAAGCAGCUGAAUGCAGAGUAGGGGCGGCACAGGAGGAAGGCGGGGCAGGCGGAGUGGAUGACUAUGAUGAGGAGGCGAGGCUACAGCAGCAAGGGGAGGUGAGCAUUGUUGCGCAGGCAUGUCCCUAG